UUCGUCAUGUUGACUGUAUCCUUGGUUGUCUUGAACUUAACUGACUGAUUCCUCCUUCUUACUCUUUUGCAACAUAAGCAUAUCAUAGAAGGACUAAAGUGUUAAGCUCCAAGUUCAAGUUCAAGUUCCAAGGUCGAGGGUCGAGGUUCCGUGGUUCGGCUAUCCCAAAGUAAAUAUAUUCAUCUAAAUGAUCGACUUCUUGAAUCUUCCCACGAAGCAUUCAUAACAUACCUAUCACAUUCAACCAUGUCCUCCUCAGACCCUCAACUCCCCCACCCCAACGAACGCAUCACCUUGAUCGGUCUCGGCGCCAUUGGCAUAUCCUUUCUGGCUUUACACCUCCGCUACACCUCGGCCCAAAUCACCGUGUACGACCCCCGGCCGGAUCUCGAAGACCACAUCACAUCAAUCCUACCGUUAUAUCUCUCCGGGCACAAUCUCACCGUCGCUGAAGCACGAAAAUCCGGCCGACUACACAUCAGCAAUAGUCUCGAAUCAGCUGUUUCACGCGCUACCAUCGUUCAAGAACAAGGUCCUGAACGGGUCGAGUUCAAGCAGAAUCUAUGGCGACAGGUUCUUAACCAUGCGGAUACCAAGUGUCGGUUGUGGAGUAGUACCAGUGGGAUUGAGGCGAGUAGACAGUUGGCUGGGUUAGAGAGAGAUGGUGAGGGAGACGGUGAUGGUGAUGGUGAUGGUGAUGGGUCGACGACAUGGGCUGAUAAAGUCUCCUCCGCCCGUUCCCGUCUCUUGAUCGUCCACCCAUUCAAUCCACCACAUAUCAUGCCAUUACUGGAACUGGUUCCCUCGCCAUGGACAGAUGAGGCAGAAGUGUCGUUUGCACAGACGUAUUUCUCCGCUUUGGCCAGUGGACAUCGACCGAUCGUGGUACACAAAGAAAUCAAGGGGUUUGUUGCAAAUCGAUUGAGUUUCAUCCUUUUGCGCGAGGCAUGUCAUCUGGUCGAUCAGGGUGUGGUCUCGGUUCAGGAAUGUGACGAAAUCAUUCGUGCGAGUUUGGGACCGCGCUGGGCUGUCAAGGGGAUCUUUGAAAUGUAUGGGUUUGGUGGUGGAAAUGCAGGGAUUAAAGGCUUUUUCAACAAUAUCGGACACAGUAUUGCUGAUGUGUGGGAAGAUGAUCCGAGACAUGUUCAGAUGAAUAUUGAGGGGAGGAGUGCUUCGUCCACUGCAGAGGCUACGACUGGGGGUCAGGGUCAGCCGAGUACUUGGUUGGAAAAAGUCAUUGCUCAGUCGGAUGAGGCGUUUGGGUUGCCAACUCCCCAGGCUAUUACUGCGAGAGAUAGAGGGCUGAAUAUGGUUGUCAAAGCACAGGCCGAGAUGCAGAGGUUGGAUCGUCAAGAGAAGGAGAGCUGAGCUGAGUCGAGCUUCAUCUAAAGUUGUGGCAGACAAAAGUCCAAUCGAUCAACCCAUGCCAUUCUCACCAUCUCAUCAUCUUCUAAUAUAGUCAUUCAUGACCAUCUCA
Molecule: messenger RNA, 1477 nt
Organism: Exophiala mesophila
Lineage: Eukaryota; Fungi; Ascomycota; Eurotiomycetes; Chaetothyriales; Herpotrichiellaceae
Exons: 1
Coding region: 247-1368 (373 amino acids)
Biological process (GO): fatty acid metabolic process
Molecular function (GO): oxidoreductase activity, acting on the CH-OH group of donors, NAD or NADP as acceptor; NAD+ binding
Source: RefSeq, a predicted model, not a curated record